Coccomyxa subellipsoidea C-169 is the source of this 576-nucleotide messenger RNA. RefSeq lists its product as hypothetical. The record is from RefSeq and is a predicted model, not a curated record. The coding region runs from base 1 to 576 and encodes 191 amino acids. The transcript has 3 exons. NCBI's taxonomy places the organism in Eukaryota, Viridiplantae, Chlorophyta, Trebouxiophyceae, Coccomyxaceae.
AUGACAUCUGCGCGUGCAGAUCAGCGCUGCCAGCUGACAUCAUACCCUGUCGGGCGCCGCUUCAAGGAGGAAACUCAAAUGAACACCCUCAUGGCGGACCUGUUCCAAGGCAUUGUGGAGGGAACUCUUGCGGUGUCAUUGCCACCGAUAGAGCUGACGCGAUGGGAUUUAUUCCAUGCACACUGCUUCUUCACCCCCAAGGACAGGGGUGUGGGGCUGCUGUUCCAUGCAAAGGAGUACCCACGCGAGUGUGAGGCGUUCCCUUACAAUCUGGGCUACUGCCAGCGUGGCAGCCCCCUGGAAUAUAGCGAGAGGGAAAUGGACUUCAGGAACCUUAUAUACUACCAGGGCGAGCUGUGCUGCCUAGAUGUGGGAGAAUCGAGUGUGCUGCACAACACCCUUAUAAUGGAUGGGUUACAAGAUGUGCGUACAGUACUGGAAAUGGACUUUGGGCGCGCUGUCUGCGAUGUAAACUACUUUGGCGGCCUGGAGGAUGUGUCCCGGGAGGACAAACUCUUUAUCUGCGGGAAUUUUGCCCCAGUUGAUAACUCCAACGCCAGGAGCACAGGGCAAUGA